Molecule: messenger RNA, 4481 nt
Organism: Cavia porcellus (domestic guinea pig)
Lineage: Eukaryota; Metazoa; Chordata; Mammalia; Rodentia; Caviidae
Gene: Eras
Product: ES cell expressed Ras
Exons: 1
Coding region: 3564-4247 (227 amino acids)
Biological process (GO): Ras protein signal transduction
Cellular component (GO): plasma membrane
Molecular function (GO): GDP binding; GTP binding; GTPase activity
Source: RefSeq, a predicted model, not a curated record
AAAAAAAUCUUAACUGAAAAUAGAACAAGUGGCUUGACUGGCUCCAUUGGAGAUUUAAUAGUAGAAUCUAUGAGAAAAUGAGUCUCUGCCUUAGAAACAGGUGUCACAGCCAGUUACAGCCACAGCCAAGGCCAAGAAUACAAGGGAAACUAUCUGGAAGUAUCCUCCACAUGCCCCAGUUUCCCCAUCUGUCUGGUUGACCUAAUUGGUAGGGUGGGUUCAAACUUCACCUGGAUUUGGGGGUUGUGGGUAGAGAUCCUGGUCCAGAGGUAGGAAAUUGGAGCACAAUUUUGGAGUUUUAGUUCUCUCACAUAAGAAUUGCUUUUGCUGAGGUUUCGGAACUUUAUUGCCACUUUAAGAUCCCAAGAUGACCACCAGAGACCCACCUAAUCAGAAAGGAAAGGUCAAAUGAGGGGAAGGGCAAGAAGGCUUGGGCCAGCCCAGUUGCACUAACAUUGUAGAUGGCUCACCUCCAAACCUCUACUAAUUAACUCGGAUCAGAACUGUGUCCCUGUGCUUAGCUAGCUGCAAGAGAGUCUGGGAAAUUUGUAAUUUGAAUUAUCCAUCUCUGAUCCGUUAUUUUGGCCCUGACAGAGUCAGCCCCUCCCGUGAAGUUCUUUCCCUCUGGACAGACCCAAACCCCACCAAACCUACCAACAGCUGAGUUUAAACUGUCACAAGCUCCUCGCGCCCCAAACACCCACCAAAACAGUUCAAAUGGUUCAGCCAGGUCAAACUUGACCAUUCUGAGCACAGGCAAGAGAGAGGCGCAGCAAGACUCAGCCAGAGCGCCCCUCGCGCGCAUGUCGCAGGUGGUUGCAGCACCACCUGGGCCGCGCGCGACCGUUGGGGUGGGCGGGAGGGGGCGCGAAGGCAGACUGCGCAUGCCUACUGCCCCCUACCCGCCACCUGGUGGGGAGCUGCUUUAGCCCGGGUUGCUCCUGUCAGAGCUGCCCGCUGUGUCCCACCACACAGCUCCCGGGACUCAGGUGAGCGGACCGACCGCCCGGAUCCCAGCCGCAUUUGGGCCUGAAGGUCUCCUCGCUGGAGUCGAGGGUACCCUUCCCCGCCACCAUUCAUUCUAGGGGAGCGAGCCUUACAUUCACCGUGCGGGGUCGGGUGCCUGUGCUUUGCGGGAAGCGGGGGCUGAUUCCCAGGAUGGCGCCCGAAACUAGACCGGAGCACCACUAUGCGGUCUGGAGGUGCGCUCAAGGAUGCGGCCCUGGGGUCAACCCUGCUUACCUCCAUCCCCUCAUCUCCCCUGCCUCGGACAAAACAAAGCGCAGGACCGCGCUGGUUGCCCGAGCCUGAAGGGGGCCCACGCCCUUCCUUUCUUCCUCACUUUUGUGGCGCGGCUGGGAGGCUGCCGACUGGGCCAGGCAGCGUCAAGUGGGCACUCGCAGGGUCUCAAGGACCCUUUGGGGACACUGCAGUAGCACCUGACACAGCGAGGGCUCUGUGCUCAGAACAAGGCUGGGACCCCAAUUCUGUGUUGGGGCCUUGUGAUGUAGUCCAGUCUGUCACUCUGCUUCUCUGAGCGCCCUGUUCCUCAUGGGAUAUGGGAGUCCUGGUGACCAUAACCUAGGCCCCACCCCUAGGGUGUCCCAGCUGGGGCUCAGCCUGCGUGUACCACACUCUCAGAAGAUGCUAUCUGGGCACCUGUGGUCAUUACCAGCACUUGGCCAAGGGGAGAGCCUCUCUUAUAUUUCCCUGCCUCUGAUGAUGGCACCCCAAAUUUUCAGUUGAUCCAGCCCCAACUUGCCUUCCCCCUCUUCCACCUAUUCACCUCUAGAGACAGCCCACCAGUUUCAGAAUCUACCAGAACCUUGCCUGUCCUUUCCAUCUGCCCCACUGCCACCAUCUUCAACGGUGAUCUCUCUUUCCUGGUCUCCCCUCAAGUCUAUCUUCACAGCCACAUCUUCCUCUCUCUUCCCCAAAGGAUGGGUGCCUCCAAAGCUAUUUUCUCCUCUCUUCAUCCUGCCCCCAUUUUUGGGCAGAGACUUGCAGUGAACAUUUUCAGGAAUCCCUCCAUCUCACCCUGAUCUGCACAACCCAAACUCAUCUGGAACCCUGGAUCUGCCCCCAGACUACCAUUGCUCCUUGGUUUCUAGACUAUGGUAAUGGUGCACUCAAUGAAGGCAACUCCCAAACCAGACGGGGAGGCACAUUUAAUGAGUUAAUGGUGAUUUGCUUUUUUUGUAGUUUUUUUUUUUUUUUAUCUCUUUGAGACAGGAUUUCACUAUGCAGUUCAGGCUGGCCUUGAACUCACUUUGUAGCCCAGACUGGCCUCAAACUCACAUCAAUCCUCCAGCCUCAGCCUCCUAAGUGCUAGAAUUGCAGGCCAAUUUGCUAUUAAUAGCUAAUACAAAUUGAGCACCUGCUGUGUGCCAAUCCUCUUUAACAUGCAAGUUAAUUUCCUUAUUGUGUUUAUUGUCUCACACUGCUAGAAUCUAAAGCUCUCAAGGCCAGAUGAAUCUGUUUUGUUCAGUGCUGUAUCACAAAGUCUGGCAUACAGGAAAUGCUUGAAUUAAUUAAGGAAGAUUGAAUAAUAGUAAAAAUGCUUAACAUGGGGCUGGGGAUUUAGCUCAGCGGCAUAAGCGCCUGCCUUGCAAGCAGGCAGUCGUGAGUUCCAUCCCUGGUACCGAUAAAAACGAAAAAGACAAAAAAAAAAAUGCUUAACAUUAGCUGAGCACCUCCUACUGAAAUAUAUUUUACAUAUUUAUCUUGUUACCUAUUGCCAGACAAUAUGGAAUUAUAGACAAUAAUGUAGAAUAUAACAUUCAUAGGGGUCAGGGGUCAUCUAUUUUUUUUUAAUUUCUAUGUCCUUGCCACACAGGAGGUUUUCAGUAAAUAUAUUUUGAAUAGUUAAUAAGACUAAAUUCUAAUGAAAAUAGUUAAUAGACUAUAUAAUUAACCUAAUUUGUUUGGUUUAUUUAUCUCUUCAGAUACUAAUAUUCUUUUAGAACACAAACCCUGGGACCGAACUGGCCACCUGGAGGCUGUGUUUCAAUGUCCACUAAAAUAAACAAAAUCCUGCCCUCCCUCUGCAAACUUCACAGUACUUCAUAAAUAUGCUAAAAUUCAUUUAAUUGCACAUUUUAACUGGGUGAACUGGUGGUGCAUGUUUGUAAUCCCAGUAUUUAGGAGGCUGAGGCAAGAUGAUCCUUGACAGUUCAAGGCCAGUCUGAACUUUAUGGAAUAAAAAUUAUAUUUUAGUAAAGUGGCCUGAAAAAUACUGCCUUGGGGUUGAGGGGAUAGCUGAGUGGUAGGCAACCCUAUUGCCUGGUCCUGGGAUUCUCAGUAAAAAAAGAAAAAUCUCCCCUUCACAAAGUUGAUAUGAGGCGGGGAGAGCAACAUGAAUAAUGCAUGCUGUGUACUUGUCCUUUUAGAAGGAUAUUAGGUGGUGAUUAGCAUACCAUAAGUGCUCUACAAAGGUUAAUUCAAUGCUACUCACCUGUCCUUUUAGCCCCGGGUUUGCCCUGACCUCUCUUCACUGUUGUCUUUCUUCCAUCUUCACUAGCAGACCUUGCUGUUUAUCUCUUUCCUGAAUUGCCUUUUGGGGCAUGGAGCUGCCACUGCCACCAACUGAUGUCACCAUGAGCCCGGGCACCUGGAACCCCAGCUCCCAGGAGAGACCUGAGGCUUCAGUGCACAGCAAGGAUACUGCCAAGAAGUUGCCUGAGUACAAGACAGUGGUGGUUGGCGCUAGUGGUGUGGGCAAGAGUGCGUUGACCAUCCAGAUGACCCACCAGUGCUUCGUGGAGGACCAUGACCCCACCAUCCAGGAUUCCUACUGGAAGGAGGUAGCCCUGGACAAUAGAGGCUACAUUCUGAAUGUGCUGGAUACAGCGGGGCAAGAUAUCCACAGGGCCCUGCGGAACCAGUGCCUGGCAGCUGGGGAUGGCAUACUGGGUGUCUUUGCUCUUGAUGACCCUUCGACUCUGGACCAGCUGCAACAGAUGCGGGCCAGCUGGGGCCCUUGCCACACCCAACCCCUCAUCCUAGUGGGCAACAAGUGUGACUUGGUGACUGCUGCUGGAGAUGUGCAUGCCACUGCUGCAGCUCUCGCCCAAAGAUGGGGGGUCCCCUUUGUGAAGACCUCAGCCAAGACACGGCAAGGUGUGGAGGAAGCCUUUGCCCUGCUCAUCCAUGAGAUCCAAAGGGCCCAAGCAGCCAUGGCAGAGGCAGGGGAAGAGAGGGCCCAGCACAAGAAGGCUAUGUGUAGUUGUGGCUGCUCUGUGGCCUGAAGAUCUUGGUCAGGAAAAGCAGCUGCUCUCCCAGGCUAGGGUGGAGUUCACUUGAUGAAGAUACCUCAGAAGCUACUAAUAACAUGGACACAUCACUGGUGAUUGGGGAUGGAUGGACAGUUUUCUUUCUUGCAAUUGGUGAGGAGUUUUUGGUGAUAUGGGGUUGUCUGGAGUUUGCUGUGUCAUGCCAAUUUAAGAGAUUCUGUACAAGAUUAAGUAAAUGAUGUUUCCCGU